Thlaspi arvense is the source of this 450-nucleotide messenger RNA. The record is from the annotation of a GenBank genome assembly. NCBI's taxonomy places the organism in Eukaryota, Viridiplantae, Streptophyta, Magnoliopsida, Brassicales, Brassicaceae.
AUGGAUUCAGAUUGUAGCUAUCACUACACGGAUAAUUUCCUCAUCGACCCAUACAGGGAGGAGUUGAAGGAAGAGAAGAGGCGCCGCAAGGAAAUGGAGAAGAUGAAGCAGCAUUGGGACAGGGUUGGAUUCGUCGCCGACGGCCAAUAUGGGAUUCCGAGAAGAUGCCCAUGUGGUGGAUAUAUCAAGCAUGAUGAUGAUGGACUCCACUUUCGUCAGCCAUGGGUUUUCGGAGUCGAACAAGAGAUUGAGAAGCUAGUUACGAAAGUUGAAGAGCAAAGCAUGACGAUUGAACAAAAGCGAAAACAGAUUCAGAUCCAAGCCGAAGAGAUAGACAAGCUCAAGAUUUAACGAAUCUGCAAUUUCCUUUAAUUAUUGUUUUAAUUGUUGUUUCAAUCGUUGUUCAAGACUAAUGUUUCGAUUUUGCUUGUAUUUUCUUAAAUUAUCAAA